This is a messenger RNA of Porites lobata, 19115 nucleotides long. NCBI's taxonomy places the organism in Eukaryota, Metazoa, Cnidaria, Anthozoa, Scleractinia, Poritidae. The record is from the annotation of a GenBank genome assembly.
AUGGAUCUAACAACGCUAUUUCACAAUCUUCGCGAAGAAGUGUCUUGUUCAGUGUGCUCGGACUUAUUUACGGAUCCUAAACAUCUCUCCUGCCUUCACAGUUUCUGCUUAAAGUGUCUAAAAAGAUGGUACGAAACGUGCGGCGGUGGAGAGGCCAUUAAAUGUCCAAAGUGCCAAACCCUAAGCAGAAUACCAGCAAGCGGUGAUCUAAAAGAUCUUCCAACCAGCUUUUAUUUGAACGGCUUAAUCGAUGUUCUUGCUAUUAAAGAAUGCAAGAAGACUCAAGUGACAUGCGGAAACUGCGACAAGAAGAGCUCAGAAGCUUCGUAUUGUUUCCAGUGUUGCAUAUUUUAUUGCGAGCAAUGCCUGGUUGGUCACAAUAUGAUGCGAGACAAAAAGGAACACCGCGUAUUGGCAGUGAAAGAGUUCCAAGACAAGGACUACGAGGAUGUAUUGAAGCGACCAGUGUUUUGUUCAAAGGAACGACACCAGAAAGAAGAGCUUAAAUACUACUGCAAAGAAUGCGAGACGGCUCUUUGCCAAACUUGCGUCACUUUGAAUCACGGAGGUCAUGAUUUGAGAUUAAUCGAAGAAGAAGCCGAAAACAAAACACUCGAAAUAAAAUCUAUCCUUCAAUCGCAGAGAGAAGGGUUAGAUGCAAAACUAAACGUGAUUGUUCAACUAGACGAAGACUGUGCUAAAGUGAUUCAACAAAGUGAAAUCGCCAGGAGAGAUGUCCAAAGGUUUGCUGAUGGCUUGAUCAAAACAAUUCAAGCAAAAAUGAAAAAUAUUAUUACCGUUGUGGAAAAACAAAAGAGGAAGUCACUCGAAAUUUUAAAAGCAAAAAGAAGUGCGAUUCAGCAACAGGUAAAUGCCACCGAAUCAUCACUGGAAGAAGCUGAUAAACUUUUUAAACGAAGCACCACCGCGGAAGUUGUUCAACUUAAAAAAUCACUACGGACAAUUUUUCAUGGACUUAAUGAAACCGAGCCUAUUGUUUAUGACCCCGGUAAACUGCAAACUUUUGUUUUCGUAGAAAAUCACAAUAUACUUGAUGUCGUCAACGGCGAAGAACUUGGUUUCUCGGAGGAAGUUAAUCGAACAAAACCAAGGGAAUCACUGGCUGAAGGCGAAGGACUGAAAGAAGGAAUUGUAGCGCGUAAAGCUCAAUUCAAUUUGAUCACAAGAAACGCAGAGAGAAAGCAGUGGUAUGAUGAAGGGGACCGUGUCACGGUAGAGAUCAAGGACGAACAAGAACGAGAAUGCGUGACCCAAGUGAAAAUAAAUGAUAACAAAAAUGGAAUCUACAAAAUGACUUAUUUUCCCAUAGUUCAGGGGACAUUCACAUUAUUAGUUAAGGUAAACGGGGAACAUAUUUCUUGUAGUCCUUUUACUGUGAUUUUAAAACCAUUUCAAGUCAAAGCUGUUUUAUCUUUUGGAAUGGAAGGCUCGGGUGAAGGAAUGCUUACGUUUCCCUAUGGGGUGGCUGUAAGUGAUGGGGACGAGAUAGUAGUAACUGACAACUUAAACCAUCGGGUUCAAAUGUUUCACAGUAAUGGUACUUUCUUAAGAUCCUUUGGUCACGGAGGUAAAAAUGUUGGAGAGUUCAACCGCCCUUUUGGAAUAGUCAUUAAUAAGGACAGGAAUAUUUUUGUAGCAGACAAAAACAACCACAGAAUACAGAUCUUUAGUUGGGAGGGGAGGCACCUGGGUUCAUUUGGCAGCGAAGGAAGCCUUGAUAGUCAGCUCUCUUAUCCUUGGGGUUUAUCCUUAGAUAGUACUGGUAAUGUUAUUGUUGCCGAUGCAGGUAACAAACUGAUAAAGAUCUUUAACCCGGAUGGUAGGUUUAUAAUGAAGAUAGGUGGACAGGGUUCUUUUAGUUUUCCUAUUCACUGUGUUCAGUGUGGUGAAUAUUUCAUUGUGUCAGACUCAAGUGAACACUGUAUCAAAGUAUUUAACAGGGAGGGGCAUUUUCAGUACAAGUUUGGUGAGGAGGGGGAGGGGGACGGGGAUUUUAAUUGUCCACGUUUUCUGUCAGUGACUCAGUCAAAGCACCUGUUGGUUUGUGAUGAGGGUGGUCAUAGAAUACAAGUCUUUGAACUAGACGGGAAGUUUGUAGGAAAAUUUGGAACAAAUGGCAGCAAAUUAGGAGAAUUCAAUUGUCCAUUCUCAGUAGCUGUUCUCAGUAAUAAGCAAAUUGUUGUGUGCGAGUGCGGCAAUCACCGAAUUCAGAUAUUUCAAUAAAAAUUGUCCCUUUUUUCCGGAGGAAACUACAUAGUAAGCAAAUCCCUCUUUGAUUAAUAAAUGCAUUUGUCAGCUGUACAGCAGUGCUUUUAUGUUAUUGUAGGCAAGUGAAGCCACAUUUAGACCCUGUUUACAUGGAGUGGAGGACCCCGGUCUAGUGGGGUUGGUUUCUUUUGUUUUUACGCUCUGGAGGACACAAAACAAAUGAAACCUGCCCCACUAGACCGAGGUGCCCCACUCCAUGUAAACAGGGUCUUAGUCCGAGGUGAAACCGUGUGGUCUUAAAUCAAGUUAUGUACAUAACGUAUUUGUUAAAGGAAUGAGUUAACUUGAAUAUUAUUUUAAUAAAGUUUUGUAUUCGAUAAACGACUUCUUUAAUUCUUACUAAUAUUCAUUCUCAACCAAGUUACAGAAAGGUGGCAGUAGUAGGCUGUUUUUAAACAGAAAUACGUUAUUGCUGAAUAUCUAUUCAAUAUUCUAUUAUAUUCAAUAGGCAUGCUUUAGUGGAAGGACAUGUAAAAUUCAUCUGACGACCGAAAAGUGAGAGGAGGGAUUUGAAUUCAGCUUUUGGCGGGGAGUUGAAUCACUGAAACAAUGGAAUACUAAUUAAUAUGGGCAGAUCAUCAUUUGCAUUUGCAAAUCAAUUAAAAAGUGAAAAAUUCAGCGAAAACCUUACAGAUUCCAGAAUAGAUUCUCAGCCUAUUGGAGGAGCCGAUUACUCCUGCCUAUUGAAAAGACCAAAAAAGAAUUAAUCGGAUAGAAGUUACCCAAAUACGGAGUUUUUCAACCAAGAAAACACCGAAAACAAUACAUUUCGAAAUAUUAAGACUGCUUAGCAAGUGAAGAAUGAGUCAUAUAAACAGUUCUUACCAGUAUGCAUUUACGUAAAAUUUCCAGUGCCCUUCAUGUCGCUUUGGAAUCACUCUCCUUUAGCAACGUACGGUUAUCAACUGUGGAAAUAGCCAAGCUUAAUCAACAACGUACAACAACGACAGUGACGGCGACGAGAACGUUCUUUAUAAAAAAAAAGGGCAAUUCGCCACUUGCACAUCUCCCAUAAUACACCUUGCUUGCCCCCCAAAAGUUUGCAUAAACUUUGAUUUUUUUUCUCCAGGGUAUUAAAGCCGUUCUAAGAGAAAUUGAAAACAAUGCUUAUGCAAUUUUGGGGGGCAAAUAAGGUGCAUUUUGGGAGAUGUGCACGUGGCGAAAAGGUUAAGAUUAGCAACACAACAACUCUGCACAUGCACCAUGCUAUUUUGAAAAUUUAUUUGCCAUCUUUGCACGACUACGACGUGAAAAUGCCUAAUUAAAAUUUCACGUUUAUUGGAGGACGUUAACAAAUGACACCAAUUUUCUUUUUCUUUACCUGUACUUUGAUACAAUCCUUUAGGAUUUAUUAAAUUCCUGCCAGAAAAAUUCGCCAAAAAUUUGACAAAGUGAAUGACAUGGAAUAACGGCGAAGAAGUUUGCAACACCGUGAAUUCAAGUUUUUGUUGCCGCUUUAACAUCGACGACGGCGACGGCAGCGAAAACGUCACUUUUAAAAUUGAAUUCACUUUUUUUAAACUUUGCCGCGUUUAUUCCAAUUCGUUGAAAACGUCAAAUUUAAGCGAAUUUCCCUACAGUUGAUUUCUUGGGGACCGCACUCAAGUUUGGAAAGAGAUAGAGAAAUAGGCCAGUUUACAGUUGUGUGCUUAGUGUCCUAGCCUUUGAGUGAACGUGAGGCUGAGGUUGACCUUGUUUUGAUAAAAACCUCGAUCCUUUUCUAAUGUAACUUUUGCUUAAAAAAUAUUAGUUAGCAUAAGAAAGACAUGAUUUACAUAAUAAAGCAGGAAGGGCUGUAUCAAAACAAGGUCAACUCCAGCCUCGGUUUCACCUGCAACUGUAAAAUGGGCUAUUCAUCGUCGCUUGUUUGUGUCCUUUACAAAGCGUGAAAAUAGGCAUUUUCAUGUCGUAGUCGUGAUGCACGUGUAAAGUUGUUGUUUUGCCAAACUAAACCUAUUGCAUUUUUGCCGUUCUCACUGCCGUCGCUGUCGUCGUUGCUGAAGCUCUUUAAUGUCUUGUGCAGACGCGUUUUUCUGGCUGUCGCAUUUGAUCGAUAGAGUUGUUUAUUGUUUUUAACCAUAAAAUGAGACGUCUACACAAUUUUGUUGCAAACGAGUCCUUGCACCCUCACGAUGUAUUUGCAUAACUCCGGGGCAUAACUAUAAUUGAUCAACCUGAAGAUUUAGCAGUCAUUUAUCAAUCAAUUCAAUCAAAAUGGAAAAACAUUAUUUGGCAAUACUAUAGAAAUGAAAUACUCAAGGUACCAAGUUUUUGAAGCUGUUAAAAGCAUUCGAUGCAGCACGUGUUUGAAACAUUGCAUCGCCUUUUAUAAUUAAAACGGAUUUCUCGCGCGCUGAUUGGUCGAGAGCUAAAAGGCGAUGAAAGUACAGACCAUGGAAAAGAUAUGAUGAUGUUGCAAUGUACUUCCCACUCUCUUGCCCGCGCAAAUCCCGGAGAAACUUUAACAAAAAUAGACGUUAAAAACUGUCAAUGUUACUGCGGCUCGUGGUUCCCACUGAGGUUUUAAAAAAUGGACCUCAAUUUUCUAUGUUCCGUGGAGCGUUUUCACUCCCGUGACCAACAUCUAUGCGUGUUUAUUGGAAAAAAAGAAGCGUUUACUUAAGACAAUUCUUCAAGUUAUAAAGGACUGUCAAAGUUACUGCACACCCAAAACCCAAGCACGCAAGCGACGAGCGGUGAAGCGAUAAACGAGGGCGUGAGCCCUUUAUUGUAACGUAACGUUGUGGUUUGCAAUCGCGCCGGCUGAGCUAAGAAGGGGACGGAUUUUUAAUAAGAGAAAAAGUCUAACGCCAACAUGGCCACCAUGACGUCAUGUGAAAACGCUUGCAAGAGAGAGAACCCUGAGAACGAGGUUACUCUUUCCUCAUUAGUAAAAUUAGUAAUCAAUGAUAGAAGACGUCAAAAUGUUCAAAACUAAUCACGCGGAACAACAAGUUGCCGUCGAAUGGUUCGACUGCAAAGUCUUGAACAUUUUGUGGUCUGUUAUAUAGUAAUAAAAGACCUCAUAAAAAGUCCGGCGAAAAAGCUAGGGAAGUCCCAUGCAAGAGACAAAAAAUUGCGUCAUCCCCCUCCCUCCCCUUAGAAACGAGAAGCGAACUGGAGCCGAAAUGCGUCGCGCAAUCGUUUCUGGGAUCGUUACUGGUGACGUGUCGGUCAGCUAUUGGCCAAUUUGUUUCCCCUUUCUCUCGUAAGUUAUUCGGCCCAGUUUCCUUCCUUCUAAAAGGGGCGAAUGACAGUUCAGGUUUGGAAUUUUGUAAGUUCUUUUUUUCUUAUUUUGUGAGAUCGUUUCUUCUCUGUACAUGUUCGGUCGUGGAAACAAAGACCAUGGAAGGGAACAGACUUCAAACUAACAACAUCAUUUAUUGAAUUUCAACUAUAUUCUAUGCAAUAUUUGGUGGUGUAUAACCCUUGAAGCCCUAAUAGAAUCUAAAAAUCGUCGUUGCGAAUCCUCCCGUGUAACGUCACCUUUAAACAAGUACUUCUGGGUAGAUUAAUUAGCAACAUGUACAGGUUUGGCUGUCACAUCUACUCGAUUGAGUCGUUUAUUGAUUUUUUUAAAAGCUUAAAACAAUGAAAAAAUUCCAAUGGAUAAAUGCGACAAAUAUAGGAUCCUGUUUGCCAAGAAAUCCAUGCACCCUUACAAGACCAACCUUUACAUGUCGGAAGAUUUGGUCGUCCUUUUUCAAUCAACACAAUCAAAAAGGGAAAAAUACUUGAAUUGGCAAAACCAUAGAAAUGAAAUACUCCAGGUAUCGAGUCAGUUUGACUGAGCUUUUCAAAACACUUACAGCACCACGUGUUUUAAACGUUACAGAGUCUUAAUUACUGAGCGAUAUUUUCGUGCGCUAAUUUGUCGAGAGCUAUAAUAAAGAGGGCACUUUGUGAUGAUUAACAUAGACCUCGUACAAGUCAUUAUAGUCUGCCUGUUUCUGAGCAUACCGAAUUAAAAGUCUGUAAAAGCGAUGGCUUGCCAGCGAAAUUUAAACCUAAUACUUUAACACAAUGAUAUUUUCCUUUAUGGCAAGACGUCUAUUUAGUGCACAAGAUAACGUGACUAUCUUUUCUUUCUCAACAAAGAAGUUGUACUCAGUUGUGCGAGUCUACGUCCUUCAUUGAAAAGCAAUUUUACCAGGGGCCUUUUUUAUAUUUCCCCACUCCAGGGGGUCACCUUUGCUCCGCCCAUUUUACAAUCCCCCUGGUUGACCGGUAGUCCUACCCAAAGGGGAAGCCGAUAAAGUGGAAUUAUGUGUAUGGAGCCUUACUCACCCAACACAUGCAUCCAGCAAUAUUUUCGUUGCUAGCUUUAAGUUAUUUCUUGUAUCAACUCUGCUUCAAACUUAGAAUAGACACUUUUCCCCUCAAUAAGAUUUAAUACUAGGGCCAAAGACUUUUGCCCGGUACCACCUUAAAAGGCUUGUGAAUUACACGACCCUAGGGGUAAACACUACAGAGUGUCAUUACACAACCUCUUACCGGCACGGGUAUAGUAUUCCUAAAGCUUAAUAUACUGAGCUUAGCCAAAAAAGAAUUACGCUUAAGAUAAGCACAUUGCAAGAGAAAGAAUGGAUGUUCAACGAAACGAAUUGAUAUCCCCACCGUGGGGCGUAAAGGGGGGUCACGGUAGUUACAACAUCCUGCUGCUGGCUUAUGCUGUGUUGUUAUUUGCCUCACGUGAUAAGCACUACAAGAUUUGUAACAGAAACAAUUAUGCUGUAUAGCCGGUCCUGUUAGGGACCUUUGACACUAUCAUGAUAUAUUAUAAACUUGUAUAAAUUUUGCCAAAAUUUUGUCUGCGGAAAACAUGAAAAACUUACUUAUUUUAAACCUGGUUUAAACCCUUGAGGGGAAGGGUGGGGGAUUGGUACGUGCAAUAUAAUUCUUUCACGGACAUUUGCUGAGACUGUGUCCGGGGGGUUACUCCAUUAUAUUACCCAUAUAGGUAUGUGCCGCCCCAAAGGGUAUGGUGUUUUAGUCGUUUUGGUCUUAAAACGAGAGUAGAACGAGUACAGUAACCCCUCCCCUCAAAAAAAAUAGAAUAGAGAGACGGGGCGGCAGUACACAGGCUAACAGAUGUUUCGCUUUUAUCUACGCCGCACUCGUACUUGAUUUAGCAUCCUUCAUAGUUAUGGCUUUCACGCAUUCUUGCUUCACAAAGGAUUUAGUCCUCAUCUUGUUAUUGAUCAUUUUACGUCUGGUUUAGUAUUAAAAUAAUUUGCAUUUAAAAUGGCAAACUAAAGCUGGCGCGACAAGGACUCUUACAACAUUGGUCGUGAUUGGACCGUCGGCCUUUGUUUCCGAGAAAAGCUAAAGAUAGUAAGUCACAAGACUUCAUUGUUGGGUGUGGAGUGCAUCGAAGGUCAGCUCGCCUUUGUUCCUAAAGCCACCAUGGAUCUAACAACGCUAUUUCACAAUCUUCGAGAAGAAGUGUCUUGUUCAGUGUGCUCGGACUUAUUUACGGAUCCUAAACAUCUCUCCUGUCUGCACAGUUUCUGCUUAAAGUGUCUGAAUCGAUGGUACGAAACGUGCGGCGGCGGACAGGCCAUUAAAUGCCCGAAGUGUCAAACCCUAAGCAGAGUACCUGCAAGCGGUGAUCUAAAAGAUUUUCCGACAAGCUUUUAUUUGAACGGCUUGAUCGAUGUUCUAGCUAUAAAAGAAUGCAAAAGCACUCAAGUUACAUGUGGAAACUGCGACAAGAAGAGUUCAGAAGCUUCGUAUUGUUUCCAGUGUUGCAUAUUUUAUUGCGAGCAAUGCCUGGUUGGUCACAAUAUGAUGCAAGACAGAAAGGAACACCGCGUAUUGGCAGUGAAAGAGUUCCAAGACAAGGACUACGAGGAUGUAUUGAAGCGACCAGUGUUUUGUUCAAAGGAACGACACCAGAAAGAAGAACUCAAAUACUACUGCAAAGAAUGCGAGACGGCUCUUUGCCAAACUUGCGUCACUUUGAAUCACGGAGGUCAUGAUUUGAGAUUAAUCGAAGAAGAAGCCGAAAACAAAACACUCGAAAUAAAAUCUAUCCUUCAAUCGCAGAGAGAAGAGUUAGAUGCAAAACUAAACGUAAUCGUUCAACUAGACGAAGACUGUGCUAAAGGGAUUCAACAAAGUGAAAUCGCCAGGAGAGAUGUCCAAAGGUUUGCUGAUGCCUUGAUCAAAACAAUUCAAGCAAAAAUGCAAAAUAUUAUUACCGCUGUGGAAAACCAAACGAAGAAGUCACUCGAAAGUUUAAAAGCAAAAAGAAGUGCGAUUCAGCAACAGAUAAAUGCCGCCGAAUCAUCACUGAUUAAAGCUGACAAACUUCUAAAACGAAGUACCACCGCGGAAGUUGUUCAACUUAAAAAAUCACUACAAACAAUCUUUCAUGGACUGAAUCAAACCGAGCCUCUUGUUUAUGACCCCAGUAGUUUAAAAACGUUUGGUUUCGUGGAAAAUCAGAAGAUGCUUGAUGUCGUCAACGAGGAAGACAUUGGAUUCUUGAAAGAACCUUCUCAAACAAAAGCAAGUGAAUCACUGGCUGAAGGUGAUGGACUGAAAGAAGGAAUUGUAGCGCGUAAAGCUCGAUUCAAUUUGAUCACAAGAAGCGCAGGGAGAAAGCAGUGGUAUGAUGAGAGGGACCGUGUCACGGUAGAGAUCAAGAACGAACAAGAACGAGAAUGCGUGACCCAAGUGAAAAUAGAUGAUAACAAAAAUGGAAUCUACAAAAUCACUUAUUUUCCUAUAGUUCAGAGGACAUUCAAAUUAUUAGUUAAGGUAAACGGGAAACAUAUUUCUUGUAGUCCUUUUACUGUGAUUUUAAAACCAUUUCAAGUCAAACCUGUUUUAUCUUUUGGAAACAAAGGCUCGGGUGAAGGAAUGUUUAAGUUUCCUUAUGGGGUGGCAGUGAAUGAUGGGGACGAAAUAGUAGUAGCUGACUAUGCGAACCAUCGGGUUCAAGUGUUUGACAGUAACGGUACUUUCUUAAGAUCCUUUGGUCGUAGAGGUCAAAAUGCUGGAGAGUUCAACUGCCCUAUUGGAAUAGCCAUUGAUAAGGAUAGACAAAUUUUCGUAGCAGACCUUCAUAACCACAGAAUACAGAUCUUUAGCUGGGAGGGGAGGCACCUGGGUUCAUUUGGUGGCAAAGGAAGCCUUGAUAGUCAGCUCUCUGCCCCUGGGGGUUUAUCCUUAGAUAGUACUGGUAAUGUUAUCGUUGCUGAUGCAGGUGACAAACUGAUUAAGAUCUUUACCCCGGAUGGUAGGUUGGUAAUGAAGAUAGGUGAGCAGGGUUCCUUAAAUGGUCCUGUUCACUGUGUUGAGUGUGGUGAAUAUUUCAUAGUGUCAGACAGAGAUGAACACUGUAUCAAAGUAUUUAACAUGGAGGGGCAUUUUCAGUACAAGUUUGGUAAGAAGGGGGAGGGGGAUGGGGAGUUUAAUUAUCCACGUUUUCUGUCGGUGACUCAGUCAAAGCACCUGUUGGUUUGUGAUCAAGGUAAUCGUAGAAUACAAGUCUUUGAACUAGAUGGGAAGUUUGUCGGAAAAUUUGGAACAAAUAGCAGCAAAUUAGGAGAAUUUAAUGAUCCAUUCUCAACAGCUGUACAAAGUAAUGGUCAAAUUGUUGUGUGCGACAAAAGCAAUCAUCGAGUUCAGAUAUUUCAAUAAAAUUGUCCUUUUUUCCAGAGGAAACUAUAUAUAGUAAACAAAUCCCUCUUUGAUUAACAUAUGUAUUUGUCAGCUGUACAGCAGUGCUUUUAUGUUAUUGUAGGCAAGUGAAGCCACAUUUAGUCGAGGUGAAACCGUGUGGUCUUAAACCAAGUCAUGUACAUAACUUAUUUGUUAAAGGAAUAAGUUAACUUGAAUAUUCUUUUAAUAAAGUUCUGUAUUCGAUAAACGAUUUCUUUUUUAAUUCUUACUAAUAUUCAUUCUCAACCAAGUUGCAGAAAGGUGGCAGUGGUAGGCUUUUUUUAAACAGAAAUACGUUAUUGCUAAAUAUCUAUUUGUGCUUCAAAAACUUAUAAUUAUUCAAUAGACAUACUCUCGUGGAAGGACAUGUAAAAUUCAUCAGAUGACCGAAAAGUGAGGGGAAGGGUUUGAAUUCAGCCUUUGGGGAGUUGAAUGACUGAAACAAUGGAAUGCUAAUUAGGAUCGACCGGUCAUCAUUUGCAUUUGCAAAUCAAUUAAAAAGUGAAAAAUUUAGCGAAAACCUUACAGAUUCCAGAACAGAUUUUCAACCUAUUGAAAAGACCAGAAAAGAGUCUGAUAGAAGUUACUCAAAUACGGAGUUUUUUAACCAAAAAAACACCGAAAACAAUACAUUUCGAAAUAUUAAGACUGCUUAGUAAGUGAAGAAUGAGUCAUAUAAACAGUUCUUACCAGUAUGCAAUUCCGUAAAAUCUCCAGUGCCUCUCAUAUCAUGUCGCUUUGGAAUCACUCUCCUUUAGCAACGUACGGUUAUCAACUGUGGAAAUAGCCGAGCUUAAAUCAACAACAACAACGGCGAGGGCAAAGAGAACGUUUUUUAAAAAAGCAAUUCGCCACAUGCACAUCUCCCAUAAUACACCUUGUUUACCCCCCACAAUUUGCAUAACCUUUGAUUUUCAUUUCCCCUGGGUAUGAAAGCCGUCCCAAGAGAAAUUGAAAACAAUGAUUAGGCAAAAUUUUGGGGGGCAAACAAGGUGCAUUUUGGGAGAUGUGCAUGUGGCGAAUAGGUUAAGAUUAGCAACACAACAACUCUGCACGUGCACAACGCUAUUUUGUAAAUUUCUUUGCCGUCUUUGCAAGACUACGACGUAAAAAUGCCUAAUUAAAAUCUCACGUUUAUUGGAGGACGUAAACAAUGCCCCAAUUUUCUGUUUCUUUACCUGUACUUAAUUUGAUACAAUCCUUUAGGAUUUAUUAAAUUCCUGCCAGAAAAAUUCGCCAAAAAUUUGACAAAGUGAAUGACAUGGAAUAACGGCGAUGAAGUUUGUAACACCGUGAAUUCACGUCUUUGUUGCCACUUUAGCAUCGAUGACGGCGACGGCAACAAAAACGUCACUUUUAAAAUGAAUUCACGUUUUUUAAAACUUUGCCGCGUUUAUUCCAGUUCGUUGAAAAUGGCAAAUUUAAGCGAAUUUUCCUGCAGUUUAUUUCUUGGGGACCGCACUCAAGUUUAGAAAGAGAUAGAGAAAUUCAUCGUCGCCUGUUUGUGUCCUUUAUAAAGACUGAAAAUAGGCAUUUUCAUGUCGUAGUCUUGCAGUGACCAAAACGAAAUUUAAUGUACAAAAACGCGUGAUGCUUGUGUAAAGUUGUUGUUUUGCCAAUCUAAAGCUAUUGCAUUUUUGCCGUUCUCGCUGUCGUCGUUGCUGAAGUUCUUUAAUGUCUUUGCAGACAUGUACGCGUUUUUAUGGCUGUCGCAUUUGCUCGAUAGAGUUGUUUAUUGUUUUUAACCUAAAAAACAAUGAAAAAUUCCAACAGGUAAAUUGAGACUUCUACACGAUUUUGUUGCAAACGAGUCCUUGCCCCCUCACGAUGUAUUUGCAUAACUCCAGGGCAUAAGUUUUCUUGACCAACCUUUAAAGUUCGGCAGAUUUAGUAGUCAUUUAUCAAUCAAUACAAUCAAACUGAAAAAACAUUAUCUGCCAAUACUAUAGAAAUGAAAUACUCAAGGUACCAAGUUUUUGAAGCCGUUCAAAGCAUUCGUUGCCGCACGUGUUUGAAACAUUGCAUCGCCUUUUUCAUUAAAGCGGAUUUUUCGCGCGCUAAUUGGUCGAGAGCUAAAAGUCGAUGAAAGUACAGACCAUGGAAAAGAUGUGAUGAUGUUGCAAUUUAUUUCCCACUCCCUUGCCCGUGCAAAUCCUGGAGAGACUUUAACAGAAAUGGACGUCAAGAACUGUCAAUGUUACUGCGGCUCGCGGUUCCUACUGGGGUUUCAAAAAAUGGACCACAAUUUUCUAUGGUCUGUGGAGCGUUUUCAUUCUCGUGACCAGCAUCUAUGCAAAUUUAUUGGAAAAAAAGAAGCGUUUACAUAAGACAAUUGUUCAAGUCAUAAUGGACUGUCAAAGUUACUGCACACACAAAACCCAAGUACGCGAGCGGCGAGCGGAGAAGCGAUAAACGAGGGCGUGCGCUUUUUAUUGUACCGUAAACUUUGUGGUUUGAAAUCGCACUGGCUGAGCUAACAAGUGGACGGAUUUUUAAUAAGAGAAAAAGUCCAACACCAACAUGGCCGCCAUGACGUCAUGUGAGAACCCUUGCAAGAAAGAGAACCCUGGGACCGAGGUUGUAUACUCAAGCUGAGAGAACCCUUGGAACGAGGUUACUCUUUCCUCAUUAGUAAAAUUAGUAUAUCAAUGAUAGAUGACGUCAAAAUGUUCAAAACUAACGCGGAACAUAGUUAUUAGAGGAGACUGGUUAUGAAAAGCGGCAAACAUCAAUAUUAAAACAACAGUGCUGCAGUUUAUGUUGAAAGCACCAUGAAAGUGCACAAUCCUUUGUUUUCUGUUGGCAAAUUGUUACGGAAUAAAUUAAUGCAACGUUUUUAUUGGUCAAUGCAAUCAAAAUGAUAGGAAUUCUUUUGAACGUUGUGCACUUUCAGGUCCACAAAAACAUAUAACAAAGGAGUCUGACGGGUUUCAUAACCAUUCCACUCAAUUAACUAUGCGCGGAACAACGAGUUGCAGUCGAAUGGUUCGACUGCAAAGUCUUGAACAUUUUGUGGUCUAUUAUAUGGUAUAGACCAUGGGAAAGUGAGUCAGACCUGUAUGGAAUAAUAACAACGUAAUAUUUCAAAGACCUCAUAAAAAGUACGGCGAAAAAUCUAGGGAAGUCCCAUGCAAAAGAAAAAAAAUUGCGUCAUUUUGAUUGUCCUCUCAGGCAGUAACUCCCUACAUAUCUGUAAAAAAGACGUAGAAGAUGAAAUACACUUUUUAACUCUGUGCCCUGCGUAUCAAGAAAAAAGAAGUACUUUAUUUGAAUACUUAAACAAAGAAUACAGAAUAUCAGUAAACAGAAUGGCACCAGAUGAUGUUUUUAUGUUAAUAAACCUUCCGAGCAAGAACAAACCAGUGCAAAAGUUAAUUGCAAAAUACGUAUUCGACUGCUAUGAGAGAAGAAGAUCAUUAGUUCUUUAGGUUAACAUUGAUUAUAGUUCCACUAGUGUGCAAUAUGUGUUAUGAUUUUAAAUUAUUUGGAUAAAUUCGAUGUACAUAGGACUGUAUAAGACUCCAAAUAAAGCAUUGUCUUGUCUUGUCUUGUCUAUCACCUCCCGUCCCCCCACCCCCUUUGAAACGAGAAGGGAACUGGAGCCGAAAUGUGUCGUGCAAUCGUUUCUGGGAUCGUGACUGGUGACGUGCCGGUCAGCUAUUGGCCAAUUUUUUCUCUCUUUCUCUCGUAAUUAUUCGGCCCGGUUUCCUCCCUUCUAAAGCGGCGAAUGACACUUCAGGUUUGGAAUUUUGUGACUUCUUUUAUUCUUAUUUUGUGAGAUCGUUUCUUCCCUUUUCGGUCGUAGAGACAAAGAGCACGGAAGGAUACAGACUUCAAACUAACAACAACAUUUAUUGAGUUUCAACUAUAUUCUAUGCAAUAUUUGGUGGUGUAUAACCCUUGAAGCCCUAAUAGAGUCUACCAUCUUAUUUUUCGUUAGAAUUUUCAUGCCUAAUCACCUCUAAAGGUGAGGUUAAGCCAGUACCAGGCGUUCAGAUAGUAGAGCGCGGGGGAAACAUUCACGAAGAAAAAAACAAUGAAAGCCCCCUCCGUUUUCCCGAUGUUCAAUUUAACUCGCUUCCCACUGACCGCCGCGCUCUACUAUCUGAACGCCUAGAACAGGCUAGGUGAGGUUACACGAGACGAUUCACAACGACGAUUUUUAGCGCAACACAGCGUUACAACAUUUUUACGAAGUUUCAACAUUGCAACGCUGUGUUGGUCUAAAAAUCUUCGUUGCGAAUCGUACCGUGUACCAUCACCUUAAAGGUCAUGAGAAAUAGAAAAUAUCAACAAAGAAAUUCUCCUCAUUGGUAUCAGAAUGGAGAGAAGUGCGGAGAAUAUGGAUACUGAUAUAAGGGCUUUUAGGGUUUCUUUACCAUUCUACUUGUGCUUAGCACUUACAUUCUAUUCCUCAAUACUUUAGUUGUAGAAAAUUUUUAAUCAUCCAAGUUAAAUGAAAGUGUGGGCAUCUAUUAUUUACUUUUAAAACAUUCUGAAUUACUAUUUACUACUUCUUCGUGCAACAAGGAAAUAAAUUUUCUUUAAAAGCUAAAAAUUAGCCCGUAUAGUUCAUAACGAGUACAUCUAUUUGAAAUUACAUUUGGGACUGUUGCACUCACGGAAUCAAGCAUGUUCUUUUUCAUUUCCAAAAAGGCAGGCAACCUUUUUAAUUUGAGUGAGGAAAUUCUAUCCUUAUUCAUACAUUGCAGUUGACAUAAUUUACACACCACAAUCUAAUAAAGCUUUUACAACUGUAUGAGGCUAGCAAUUGCUGGUUUGCAAUUGUGACGUCAUGGCGGCCAUGUUGUGGUCAAGAACAAUAGCGUUGCUAUCCGCUUCGAAAUUUUUUUUUUUAUUGUAUUAACCACCAACAUGGCAAACUAAGAAUUGUUUUAAAGAACUUUUUGUGUCAGAAACACUCGUUUAUUCACGAGGAUACUUUGAGAUGACUAACAUAAGCCAAAAGCCUGCAUUUCUGAACAUGCCUGGUUUGAAGUCUAUGAAAGCGAUGCUUGACAGUAAAAUUUAAACCCAAUACUUGCUUUCUCUUCUCUUCGUGAUAAGGUGUCUAUUCAGUACAUAAGAAAACGCGACAAAGAGCCUAGAAAUAAUAUUAAAUAAUUCUUAUAAUUCAUUACGAAAAAAAGGAACUCAGCGAACAAGUCGCAAAUGUUGGUGAAGUUAGCUUUUCUACUCUUUUGAUUUGCACGUGCCCUCGCCACAAACGAAACUAAAUUUCUAGCUGCGAACCAGGACUGGAAAACACCCAUGAUUAGCCUUUUAAAAAAUUCAUUGUUUAACUGACCAAUCAGGUUGUAAGGAAAUCCAAAUCCAAUUCGUUGUCCCUUGAGAAAACAGACCAUGGAGUAACGAGCACACUUUGUGAUGAUCAACAUAGAAUUCAUGCAACUCAACACAGCCUGAAAUUCUGAGGAUACCGAAAUAAAAGUCUAUAAAAGCGAUGGCUCGCCAGCGAAAUUCAAACCUACUGCUUUAACGCAGUGAUGUUUCCUUGAUGGCAAGACGUCUAUUUUGUGCACGAGUAAACGUGACUCUCAUUUAUUUCACAACAAAGAGUUUGUACUCAGUUGUGUUAGUCUACGUCCUUGGCUGAAAUUAAAGCACUUUGACUAGGGGCCUUUUUUUAUAUUCCCCCACCCCAGUUGGUCAUCUUUGCUCCGCCCAUUUUACAAUUCCCCUGGUUUACCGGUGAUCCUACCCAAAGGGGAAGCUAAUGACAUGGGGGUAAGUGGAAUUAUGUGUAUGGAGCCUCACUCACCCUAAACAACGGCAUCCAGCACUAUUUUCCUUGCUUAGAGUUGUUUCUCGUGUCAACUAUGCUUCAAGCUUAGACAAGAGAGCUUUAUUCUCUCUUGGCUUAGAAUAUAGAUUUUUACCCUCAAUAAGAUUUAACAUUACGGUCAAUUACCUAGGUCAAGUACCAGCUCAAGAGGCUUCUAAAUUUCACGACCCUCAAUAUAGGCUGGAAAGUCUUUUAGUGGCAUUCACCCAACCUCUUACCGGCACGAGUAUAAUAUUCCUAAAGCUUAAUAUACUGAGCUUAGCCAAAAAAGAAUUAUGCUAAAGAUAAGCACAUUGCAAGAGAAAGAAUAGAUGUCAACUAAACAAAUUGAUAUCCCCACCGACAAAAAUAAAUGGGACGUAAAGGGGGGUCAGGGUAGUAACAACAUCCUGCUGCUGGCUUAUGCUGUGUUGUUAUCAGUGCCUAACGUGAUAAGCCCUACAAGAUUUGUAACAGAAACAAUUAUGCUGUAUAGCCGGCCCUGUUAGGGACCUUUAACACUAUUAUAAUAUAUUAUAAACUUGUAUAAAUUUGGCCAAAAUUUUGUCGGAAAACGUGAACAACUUACUAAUUUUAAACCUAGUUUAAACCCUUAAGGGGAAGCGUGGGGGAUUGGUCCAUGGGUUAACUAUAUAACAUGGCAAUAUUAUUCUUUCACGGACAUUUGUUUAGACUCUGUCAAGGGGGGUUACUCCAUUAUAUUACCCACAUAGGUAUGUGCCGCCCUAAAGUGUUUGAGGCCGUUUCGGCCUUAAAACGGGUAUAGAACGGGUACAGUAACCCCCCUCCCCUCAAACAAAAUAGAGGACAGAGACGGAGCAACACUGACACAUGCUCACGCUCUUGAUUUAAUAUCCUUCAUAGUCGUGGCUUUGACGCAUUCUUGCUUCCGAAAGGAUUUAAUCUUCAUCUUGUUAUUGACUUUACGUCUGCAUUUAAAAUAACAAACUAAAGCUGGCGCGACAAGGACUCUUACAACAGCGAUCGUGAUUGGCUCGUCGUCUUUUGUUUCCGGGAAAAGCUAAAGAUAGAAAGUCACAAGACUUCAUUGUUGGGUGUGGAGUGCAUCGAAGGUCAUUUUGCCUUUCUUCCUGAAGCCAUGAUGGAUCUUACAACGCUGUUUUACAAUCUUCGUGAAGAAGUGUCUUGCUCGGUGUGUUCGGACUUAUUUACGGAUCCUAAACAUCUCUCCUGUCUGCACAGUUUCUGCUUAAAGUGCCUGAAUCGAUGGCACGAAACGUGCGGCGGCGGAGAGGCCAUUAAAUGCCCGAAGUGCCAAACCCUAAGCAGAGUACCUGCGAGCGGUGAUCUGAAAGAUCUUCCAACAAGCUUUUAUUUGAACGGCUUAAUCGAUGUUCUUGCUAUUAAAGAAUGCAAAAAGACUCAAGUAACAUGCGGAAAUUGCGAGAAGAAGUGCUCGGAAGCUUCGUAUUGUUUCCAGUGUUGCAGAUUUUAUUGCGAGCAUUGCUUAAUAUGUCAUAAUAGUAUGCGGGACAAAAAAGAUCACCGCGUAUUGGCUUUAAAAGAAUUCCAAAGCAAGGACUACGAGGAUGUGUUGAAGCGACCGGUGUUUUGCUCAAAAGAAGGACACCAGAAAGAGGAGCUGAAAUACUACUGCAAAGAAUGCGAGACGACUCUUUGCCAAACUUGCGUCACUCUGGAUCAUGGAGGUCAUGUUUUGAGAUUAAUCGACGAAGAAGCUAAAAACAAAGCACUCGAAAUAAAAUCCAUCCUUCAAACGCAAAGAGAAGGAUUAGAUGCGAAACUGAAAGUAAUUGCUCAACUAGACGAGGACUGUGCUAAGCUGAUUCAACAAAGUGAAAUCGCCAGGAGAGAUGUCCAAAGGUUUGCUGAUGGCUUGAUCAAAACAAUUCAAGCAAAAAUGCAAAAUAUUAUUACCGCUGUGAAAAACCAAACGAAGAAGUCACUCGAAAGUUUAAAAGUAAAAAGAAGUGCGAUUCAGCAACAGAUAAAUGCCACCGAAUCAUCACUGAAGGAAGCUGAUAAACUUUUAAAACGAAGUACCAACGCGGAAGUUCUUCAUCUUAAAAAAUCAUUACAGACAAUCUUUCAUGGAUUUAAUGAAACCGAGCCUAUUGUUCAUGACCCCAGUAGUCUAAAAACGUUUGGUUUCGUAAAAAAUCAGAAGAUGCUUGAUGUCGUCAACGGCGAAGAACUUGGUUUCUUGGAAGAAGGUAAUCGAACAAAACCAAGCGAAUAUCUGGCUGAAGGUGAAGGACUGAAAGAAGGAACUGUAGCGCGUAAAGCUCAAUUCAAUUUGAUCACAAGAAACGAGGAGAGAAAACAGUGUUAUGAUGAGAGAGACCGUGCCACGAUAGAGAUUAAGGACGAACAAGAACGAGAAUGCGUGACGGAAGUGCAAAUAAAUAAUAACGAAAACGGAAUCUACAAAGUCACUUAUUAUCCCAGAGUUCACGGGACAUCUAAAUUAUUAGUUAAGGUAAACGGGAUUCAUAUUUCUUGUAGUCCUUUUACUGUGAUUUUAAAACCAUUUCAAGUCAAACCCGUUUUAUCUUUUGGAAAGAAAGGCUCGGGUGACGGAAUGUUUAUGUAUCCUGUGGGGGUGGCAGUGAGUGAUAGGGACGAAAUAGUAGUAGCUGAUCAAGGCAACCAUCGGGUUCAAGUGUUUGGCAGUCAUGGUACUUUCUUAAGAUCCUUUGGUCACACAGGUAAGAAUGCUGGAGAGUUCAGUUACCCGUAUGGAAUAGCCAUUAAUAAAGACAGGAAUAUUUUUGUAGCAGGCAGUAAUAACCGCAGAAUACAGAUCUUUAGCUUGGAGGGGAGGCACCUGAGUUCAUUUGGCGGCAGGGUAGGAAGCCUUGAUAGUCAGCUCUUUGCCCCUGGGGGUUUAUCCUUAGAUAGUACUGGUAAUGUUAUUGUUGCUGAUACAGUUGACAAACUGAUUAAGAUUUUUACCCCGGAUGGUAGGUUUGUAAUGAAGAUAGGUGGACAGGGUUCUUUUAGUUUUCCUGCUCACUGUGUUCAGUGUGGUGAAUAUUUCAUAGUGUCAGACUCCUCUGAACACUGUAUCAAAGUAUUUAACAGGGAGGGUCAUUUUCAGUACAAGUUUGGUAAGCAGGGGGAAAGGGACGGGGAGUUUAAUAAUCCACGUUUUCUGUCAGUGACUCAGUCAAAGCAUCUGUUGGUUUGUGAUCAAGGUAAUCGUAGAAUACAAGUCUUUGAACUAGAUGGGAAGUUUGUCGGAAAAUUUGGAACAAAUGGCAGCAAAUUAGGACAAUUCAAGGAACCAUUCUCAGUAGCUGUUCUAAGUAAUGAUCAAAUUGUGGUGUGCGACAAAACUAAUAAUCGAAUUCAAAUAUUUCAAUAA